GGUGCGAUACGCCUCGGAUACGGCCGGAUACGCGUAUCCAACGCAUCCAGAUUUUGAUAUGCCACGGAUACGCUCGUAUCUGUAUUGGAUACGUAAAUUAGUAAAUAAAUAGGAUACGCGAGGUUAGAUCAGACAUUUUCCCCUUAAAAAAAAAAAAAAAAACAAAACGGAUCGAAUCGAGACCUAAUUGAGCCGCACAUCUUCAGUCUUCGCGUUUUCUUCUCUUCUAAUGUUCGCGGCUUCUCUCCAGACGCAAUCAAAGCUGAAGAUUAUUCUUCGUAUCGCGUCUUCUUCUACUACAGACUUCUCCGGUUCUCUCAAAGGAAACCAGCUGGAGCCUCUUCCUUCGCAUCUGGACCAUGAGUGGAGAUAGAACACCUCCUAUUAGUUCAAGUGCCGGGUCUGUUAAUGCCGAUACUAGUAGUGGAGCUGCUGAUCCUGAAAAAAUAUAGUGCAAGAUGAUAAGGCACCGUUGUGGAAAUUUGUGAAGAAGAUUAAGAAACAGCAAGGUGAAGGAUGUUGGAGCUGGCAGUGCAAUUUCUGUAAAUUGCACUACAACGGUUCUUAUACUAGAGUUCGUAGUCAUUUGUUGAAAGAAUCAACAGCGGGAGUGGCAAUUUGCAACAAGGUUACUCCUCAUGCCUUUACUCAGAUGUCCAAGUUGGUGAGAGAAUGCAAGGAAAGAUUAAUGAAUGCAGCUCCUAGACAAGUUCCUCUACCAUCACAAGGACAGCAAGGGGGGAGUUCCACCAACAGCAGCUAUGAAAUGAGUUAUCCUGCAUAUACACAAGCACCAAUAACAAGUAUUGGUGGAAAAAAGAGGAAAUCAGCUGCUGGUUCUGUUGAAAAGGCCUUCCAAAACUCAGCUAGGGAGCAAUGCGAUGGUGAGGUUGCAAGGAUGUUCUACACCGGUGGCUUAUCUUUCAAUCUAGCUAGAAAUCCACACUAUCGGAACUCCUACAUUCGUGCUUCUACCCUUCCAGGCUACAUUCCACCAGGUUACAAUGCUCUGAGGACCACACUUCUUGCAAAAGAAAGGAAAAAUAUUGAGCAUCAUUUGAAGCCAAUCAAGCUUACAUGGAAAGAUAAGGGUGUAAGUCUUUGUAGUGAUGGUUGGUCUGAUUCACAAAGAAGACCCUUGAUUAAUGUGAUAGCCACUUGUGAGAGUGGUCCGAUGAUGUUGAAGGCUAUAAACUGUGAGGGGGAGUUCAAGGAUUAUGCAUUAAUUGCAGAUUUGAUUAUAGAUUCCAUUAAAGAAGUGGGUUGGGAACAUGUAGUGCAAGUGGUUACCGACAAUGCUCCUGUUUGUUCAAAGGCCGGUGCCUUGAUAGCAAGUAAGUAUCCUACUAUUUUUUGGACACCAUGUGUAGUGCAUACUUUAAAUCUUGCUGUCAAGAAUAUUUGCACACCUUCAUUAGUACCAAGCAAUGCGGAUGUGUUUGAAGCAUGUUGUUGGAUACAGCCAGUUUCUGAGGAUGUUAUGUUUAUCAAGAACUUCAUUAUGAAUCAUGGAAUGAGAUUGGUCAUGUUCAAUGACCAUUGCAAUUUGAAGUUGCUUUCGGUUGCUCCCACAAGGUUUGCAUCUACACUAAUCAUGCUGAAGAGGUUUAGGCAAAUCAAAAAUGGAUUGCAACAGAUGGUCAUCAGUCCAAAGUGGGAUGAUUACAAGGAAGAUGAUGUUAGGAAGGCAGCUUCUGUGAAGGAGAAAUUGUUAGACGAGUUGUUGUGGGAUGACAUUGAUUACAUCCUUUCUUUUACUGAGCCUAUCUAUGACAUGAUCAGGAAAGCAGACACUGAUAGGCCUUCUCUUCAUUUGGUGUAUGAAUGGUGGGAUAGUAUGAUUGAAAAAGUGAAGAAGGCAAUCUAUAGGAAAGAAAGGAAGCAACAUGAUCAAGAGUCUCCAUUUUGGGAUGCGGUGUAUAAGAUUUUAAUGUCUCGUUGGUCCAAGAGCAAUACUCCCCUCCAUUGCUUGGCAUAUUCAUUGAAUCCCAAGUAUUAUAGUUCGGAAUGGCUUAGUGAAGAUACUAAUCGGGUUGCUCCCCAUAAAGAUUUAGAGAUUACAAGGGAGAGGAAAAAUUGUAUCCUUAGAUACUUUGCCAAUGAAGAUGAUCGAAGGAGAGUUAACAUAGAAUUUGCCAAUUUUUCUAUGUGUAUGCAAGAGUUUGGAAGUGGAGAUGCUAUGAAGGAUAGGUUUAUUAUGGAGCCUAUAACAUGGUGGGCUGUCCAUGGUGCUUCGGCACCAUCUCUCCAAGCCAUAGCCUUCAAGGUUCUAGGUCAACCUUGUUCUUCUUCAUGUUGUGAAAGAAAUUGGAGUACUUACAAUUUCAUUUACUCUGUGAGGAGGAACAAGAUAGCACCACAAAGAGCGGAAGAUUUGGUGUUUGUGCAUACCAAUCUUCGCCUUUUAGCUAGGAGAAGCCCAAACUACAAUGAAAGUGCAACUCAAAUGUGGGAUGUUGGAGGUGAUGAGUUUGAUUCCUUGGUGUUGGAAGACUUGAGAUUGCUAACCUCUCACUUGAUGAACCACAAUUAGAGGGGGUUUUGUUUAAUGUUGAUGAUGAAGAUGAAGACCUUGAGGAUGUUGUCCAAGUUGAAUGAAGUUGAUAGUUAUGAACCUUGAUUAUGAACAUUUUAUUUGAAACUUUGGAUUGAUAAUGUUUAACUUGAUAAACUAGUAUUUUGUUUA
This is a messenger RNA of Rosa chinensis, 2686 nucleotides long. RefSeq lists its product as uncharacterized. The record is from RefSeq and is a predicted model, not a curated record. Lineage: Eukaryota; Viridiplantae; Streptophyta; Magnoliopsida; Rosales; Rosaceae. Gene Ontology annotation, molecular function: protein dimerization activity. The transcript has 3 exons. Bases 653 to 2533 code for a protein of 626 amino acids.